Molecule: messenger RNA, 618 nt
Organism: Pelobates cultripes (western spadefoot toad)
Lineage: Eukaryota; Metazoa; Chordata; Amphibia; Anura; Pelobatidae
Source: the annotation of a GenBank genome assembly
AUGGCACCCUCCAAAAAACUUAAGAUCAUGGACCCAGUGCUGCAAAGUAAAAAAGACUGCACGCAGCAGUUACAAGAUGGCGACGAUCCUAUGCUCCACUCACCAGCAUCAGAGGGUCCCAUGGAAUUGGAGGGGUGUUCCCUCUCACAAGAUUAUGUCCCAGUGACCAACAAAAGCUUGCACACCAUGCUGCAGGACCUCAAAGGAUCCCUCCGAGCUGAUCUCCGCCAAAUAACUGUGGAUUUACACAAAGAUAUUCAGGAUCUGGGGGGCCGCACAAGCCACUUGGAAAGCAAGACUGAGGAAUUCUGUACUGCUCACAAUGAUGCAGUGGAGAAACUGCACAAGCUAGAAGAAGAGCAGGCCGCAAUGCGACUGAAAAUCGGGGAUAUGGAAGAUAGAGCAAGGCGCAACAAUCUCCGCUUUCGGGGAAUUGUAGAUGCCAUAACAUCAGAGGGCCUACCACAGUACUUGAUGGUAUUGUUUAAAGCCCUCCUACUCCAUCUUGAUGGAACAGCCUGGACCUUCAACAGAGUCCACCACCUCCCUAGACAUGCCAGAUUCACUGCAGACACCUCAGAGGACACCACUACUAUGGCUCCAAACAGGAGCUCUUGA